AUAGGAACAAGUAACGCUUGGCCAUUGCCACCACCGAUCCAUUGCUCGCAGAAAAGAUCGAGAGCGAGAACGAUGGCGGCUUCCGUGACGGCGUGGGCGAAACCGGGCGCGUGGGCGUUGGACGCCGAGGAGCACGAGGCGGUCAUGGCCAUGAACGAAGACUCCUCCUCGGAGGCGCCGACGGAGCAGGAGCAAGACUUCCCCUCCCUCACCGCCGCCGCCGCCUCCAGGAUCCCCAAGAAGAAGAAGAAGGCGCAGACUCUCUCCCUCGCCGAGUUCACCACGGGCAAGCCCGUCUCCCACGGCGCCGCUGGCCGCCUAUCCUCUUCCUCCUCCUUCUCCUCCAAGGGUCUCACCUCCGACGAGCUCCUCAACCUCCCCACCGGUCCCCGCGAGCGAUCCGCUGAGGAGCUCGAGCGCUCCUCGUCCCGCGGCUUCGGCUAUGCCUACGGCGCCCGCGGCCGGGCGUCCGGGGAGGACCCCAACCCCGCACGCUGGGGCUCGUCUAGGGUUUCGGACGAGCCGAGGAGGGGUGGGUUUGGCGGAUCUGGCGAUGGAUCUAGCCGGGAUCUGGAGCCGUCUCGCGCUGACGAGAACGACGACUGGGGGGCGGGCAAGAAGCCCUUGGUGCCGGAGAGGAGGGAGAGGGGAGGAGGAGGGGGGUUCUUUGACUCGCAGUCCCGGGCCGACGAGUCGGACAGCUGGAUCUCGAGCAAGAGCACUGCAGCGCCCCCGAUCGGGCGGAGAAUGGGUGGCGGCGGAUUCGAUGUGCCCAGGGCGAGGAUGGGUGGUUUCGAGAUGUUUAACAAGGAGGGAUCCAACGGCGGUGGAGCCGACUCCUAACAAUGGGGAAAGAAGAAGGAUCUCCCGGAUUCCGACACAUGGAAGAGGGACGAGGAAAGAAGCAGCGGCGGCAGAAGGCAACAGCUCCGCGGGAAGAGGCAGCGGAACACGGCGGCGGCGGGGUGGUUGGGCUGCUCGGCCUCGGUAACCUGGUGAUGAGGAAUCUCUACUACCUGGGCCUCGUCAGGUCCUGUUCUUAGAAACACGGUGAGCGCAAUCGGGAAGGCAUCACAUGCGUUGGUUGUGUAAUUGCACUCACUUUGAUGCUGCUACAUGGGUCCAGAGUUUGAAUCGGGUUCGAGUCUGUACAUAAGUGAUAGGAGUUGGUGUUGCAAGUGAGAAAAUGGAAGCAUAUAUACCUCAUACAAGAGGAUAUCAGGGUCCCAUGUAGUGAAAUGGUGUGUAGCUGUGUACAUAGAAGGACGACGGUAAAGAAUGAAGAGAGAGAGAGAGAGAGAGAGAGAGAGAGAGAGGAUACAAACGGAAAAAGGGAACACUCCACAUAUUGGACUCCUGCCGACUGGAGAACGGUCGGUGAAGGCGGUGGUUGUGAAGGGGCAACCAAUGCCAACUGUAGGGGAAAAAGGGUGUGGGGCUUUCUGUUACUGUUCUUCCCUUGUUCUGCACACGCGCUUUCUACAUAACAUAACAACUGAUCUGCAUUGGUAUUA
Musa acuminata AAA Group (dessert banana) is the source of this 1514-nucleotide messenger RNA. RefSeq names its product eukaryotic translation initiation factor 4B3-like. Gene Ontology annotation, molecular function: translation initiation factor activity; mRNA binding. NCBI's taxonomy places the organism in Eukaryota, Viridiplantae, Streptophyta, Magnoliopsida, Zingiberales, Musaceae. The record is from RefSeq and is a predicted model, not a curated record. The transcript has a single exon. The coding region runs from base 73 to 843 and encodes 256 amino acids.